UCAACAAGCAAAAUGUCGUCCCAUCACAGGCAGAACGCAGCAGGAAGAAGGAAAAUUCAGGUUUCCUAUGUAAUUAGAGAUGAGGUUGAGAAGUACAGUCGUAAUGGUAUUAAUGCUCUUCAAUUGGAUCCCACUCUAAAUAGACUGUUCACUGCCGGCCGAGAUUCCAUCAUCAGGAUAUGGAGUGUCAAUCAACACAAACAGGACCCUUAUAUCGCUUCAAUGGAGCAUCACACAGACUGGGUGAAUGACAUCAUCCUCUGCUGCAAUGGAAAAACAUUGAUAUCAGCCUCCUCGGACACCACAGUGAAAGUUUGGAAUGCACACAAGGGAUUCUGCAUGUCUACGUUACGGACACAUAAGGACUAUGUCAAAGCUUUAGCAUAUGCAAAGGACAAGGAGUUGGUGGCUUCAGCUGGACUGGACAGGCAGAUCUUCCUUUGGGAUGUGAACACACUGACAGCUCUGACCGCCUCGAAUAACACAGUCACCACUUCCUCAUUGAGUGGAAAUAAGGACUCCAUCUACAGUCUGGCCAUGAAUCAGACAGGAACAGUUAUCAUCUCAGGAUCUACAGAGAAGGUCUUGAGAGUUUGGGAUCCACGUACGUGUGCCAAAUUAAUGAAGUUAAAAGGCCACAAGGACAAUGUCAAAUCAUUGUUACUAAACAAAGACGGCACUCAAUGUCUCUCUGGUAGUUCAGAUGGUACGAUACGAUUGUGGUCUCUCGGCCAGCAACGGUGUAUUGCCACAUACAGAGUCCACGAUGAGGGUGUGUGGUCCCUGCAAGCGAAUGAGGUGUUCACACACAUGUACUCGGGUGGACGGGACCGAAAGAUUUACUGUACAGACCUGCGUAACCCUGACAUUCGUGUGCUCAUAUGUGAAGAGAAUGCUCCCGUUCUGAAGAUGGAGUUGGACCGAUCAGCAGAUCCUCCUCAAGCCAUUUGGGUGGCCACAACUAAAUCAUUUGUGAACAAAUGGUCUCUGAAGGGAAUGCAUAACUUUAGAGCAUCUGGGGACUUUGACAAGGACUGCAGUGCUCCUUUAACUCCAUUGUGCACACAGCCAGAGCAGGUUAUCAAAGGUGACACCAGCAUCGUUCAGUGUCAUAUUCUCAAUGACAAGAGACACAUCCUCACCAAAGACAGCAAUGACAGUGUGGCAUUCUGGGAUGUGCUAAAAGCUUGUAAGGGGGAAGACCUGGGGAAAGUAGACUUUGAUGAGGAAAUUAAAAAGCGGUUCAAGAUGGUCUACGUGCCAAACUGGUUUUCUGUAGAUCUCAAAACAGGAAUGCUGACUAUUACGCUGGAUGAAAGUGAUUGCUUUGCAGCUUGGGUGGCUGCUAAAGAUGCUGGUUUUACAAGUCCAGAUGGUUCUGACCCUAAACUAAAUCUGGGUGGGCUGCUCCUGCAGGCGCUUUUGGAGUUCUGGCCCAGAACUCACGUAAACUCAGUGGAAGAAGAGGAAAACGAGCCUAACCAUGUAAACGGUGAACAGGAGAGUCGAGUACAGAAGGGCAACGGCUAUUUCCAGGUUCCUCCACACACUCCUGUCAUCUUUGGUGAAGCCGGCGGAAGAACGCUGUUUAGGUUAUUAUGUCGUGAUUCUGGGGGAGAGACGGAGUCCUUGUUACUGAAUGAAACUGUACCUCAGUGGGUUAUUGAUAUCACUGUAGAUAAAAACAUGCCGAAAUUCAACAAGAUUCCUUUCUACCUCCAGCCACAUUCAUCAUCUGGAGCCAAAACUCUUAAAAAGGAUCGUCUGUCUGCCAGUGACAUGCUGCAGGUGCGUAAAGUGAUGGAACACAUUUAUGAGAAGAUCAUCAACCUCGACACUGAGUCACAAACCACCAGCUCUUCGGCCAAUGACAAGCCAGGAGAACAGGAGAAAGAGGAAGACGUGACAGUGAUGGCCGAAGAGAAGAUUGAACUUAUGUGUCUGGAUCAGGUUUUGGAUUCUAACAUGGAUCUCAGGACUGUUAAGCAUUUCAUCUGGAAGAGUGGAGGAGAUCUGACCCUUCAUUAUAAACAGAAGUCAACGUGAGAGCAAACGACCUCUCUGACUGCUGUAGAGUCUCCGGUCACAUUUAACACGCUUUUCUCCCACUCCAAAAGAAGCGUCCCAGAGUCUGCUAGUGACCCGUGAGGAAUGUUUUUGUCUCUUCUCAUUGUGCAGACACAAAAUAGAGAACCAGAAAGAGAGAUCUGACUCUUAAAACAGAACCUUUAACAGUUAAAGGUUAAAGGGUUAAGAUGGGCCACAGACUGACAAAGUAACUGUGAUGAGCAGAAAACUAGACAUUGUAAUUUGUACAGGCCUUUUUCUGCCUUUCCUUUAUUUUUGCCAUUUUUGUUUUUACUGUUGGUUAUGUUGUGUCCUGUUUAUCAAGCAUCAUAAUGAUGAUGAUGAUGAUAUGAUGAUGUGUGCGUCUGCAAAUAUGGACUCACUAUGUGAGAAAUCACUUCACUGCACACCAGUACUUCCAUUCUCAUACAUUCCAAAGACUUUUAAAAGUUUGUUCACCCAAAAAUGAAAAUGAUGUAAUCAAGCCCUGAUUGUGACCAUUUUGAAGGGUUUGAAUUUAUUGGCACAACUAAAGAACCAUUAUAAAGUAAAACCUUUCUUUUCUUGAUUUAAUAUAAGUUCUUAAUUCUCUUGGGGCUAUUUUUGAAUAAACGUUUUUUUCUUGUUGGAAUCACAAAGCCAAUUCCUGUUUUUUGUUCACAUAAAGCCAUAUUUUAAAAGUGUGGAAAUAUCACUCGCACAUUUGUCGUUGGAGACACUUUCUAAACGGAUAUUUCUAAGCUGAAUUUAUUUCAUUUCUGUGUAUCAGUGCAAAUCGUCAUACAAUGACUCCUGAGUAAUCUGUCCCAGACCUUGACAAAUAAAGGAAAUAAGACUGAAUUUCCAUUGGAAUAAAGUUCAAA
This is a messenger RNA of Xyrauchen texanus (razorback sucker), 2930 nucleotides long. RefSeq names its product WD repeat-containing protein 48-like. The record is from RefSeq and is a predicted model, not a curated record. NCBI's taxonomy places the organism in Eukaryota, Metazoa, Chordata, Actinopteri, Cypriniformes, Catostomidae. Gene Ontology annotation, molecular function: ubiquitin binding. Gene Ontology annotation, biological process: protein deubiquitination; double-strand break repair via homologous recombination.